GAUUUUAACUCCCAUCGUGGAAAGCACUGCUGGAGUUUCUGAAGCCUCAUGGGUAGAGAGUCUGGUCUUUGGCGACUUGAAGGAGGCGGAGGUGUUGCAACGGCACAUGAUGGCGCAGAUGCUGAUGGAACGAAGCAUUUUGGAGGAGGAAACGGAUCGUGUCAUGCAGGGUGCUAAACAACUGUUUUGCAAAUAUGCCAAAUGCGAAAACGUCUGGAUGGAGGUUUGCACCAAGGUGGCUGCAGCAGCCUUGGUCUCGGUGGUGGCUGUGGACAACCUGUGGCUCUGCGUGGCCAUCACCUUGGGCAUGGCGCUGGUCAUUGGCCUUGCGCAGCCCUUUGCUCAGUCGCAGAUGAACGUCCUGCAGAGCUCCUGCUUCGCGUGCCUGGCCCUGGCAGCUGUCGGCUUCCGGCACCACAUGGCCCUGGCGCGGCUGGCGCUGGCGGUGCCCUUCGUGCUGCUGGUGCUGCAGCUGCGGCGGCCGGAUUCACAAGAGAUGCUAGCAUUGAGGCUGCAGCAGGAGUUGGAGGCCAAGAUCCACGAGGGACCCGUAGAAGUCAGCGCUGAGCAGUUUACGUAAGGAUCCAACGGACCUCGCAGGCAGAUCUUCACGGAUGAAACUGGAACCUUUGGUCUUGGAAUGGC
Molecule: messenger RNA, 645 nt
Organism: Cladocopium goreaui
Lineage: Eukaryota; Dinophyceae; Suessiales; Symbiodiniaceae
Source: the annotation of a GenBank genome assembly